AUGAAGUCUCCAGCCAAGAAAGACGACAGCAGCUUCAACGACCUCUUCUUCCGUGAUGGCACACGACGGAUCGACUUCGUCCUGGCUUACAGGAAGAUGGAGAGUGAGGAGAGGGAAGAGAAGAGAGUGAGAAAGAGGACAAACUACGAGGCCAAUCUCGUUGAUGAAGGCCUUGAGCUUGAGUACGAGAACUCAGAGGGGCCGGAGCCGAACCCAGAAGACCCAGAAUCCCACGACAACCGCACCUUCUUCGUGAAGGUCCACGCUCCAUGGGACCUGAUGACUCGCUAUGCUGAGGAACUCAAGAUCAAGAUGCCCAUCGAGGAAAACAACAUGGAAGAACCUGUGAAUGUAUUCAACUGCAUUGACAAGCUCUGGACUCCUUUUGAGCUGAGUGAUGAUUAUGUCAAGCCAGAGCCAGAUGUCUUCACUGCCCCAUUCAUCAGGGACAGAGAAAAUGAAUUUAUCAUGCACAGCAGGGAAACGUUCUUUCCCAACAACAUCCGCAACAGAGUGGUUUAUGAGAUCUUAGAGAGGAUGCGCUACGAUCCAAAUGACCCAUCAAAGUUUGGUAUUGACCACUUGAUCGCUAACGGAUCCUACUACGCUGCCUAUCCACUCCAUGAGGGCAACUACAAGAGCGAGCAUUCCUUACUGACCCAUGGGGCACUGAACGAUAGACAUCAAAAUGAGCAGCUGCCAGUUUGGGCUCGACCCAAUUUUAGAAAUCUGCUGUACGAAGAAUGGGCAAGGCCAGGAAGAUGGUACAAGAAGCAACCUUUGGAUCUUAUCAGGCGGUACUUUGGAGAGAAGAUUGGUAUCUACUUCUGUUGGUUGGGUUUCUACACCGAGAUGUUGACAUGGGCUGGAUUUGUUGGUCUGAUUGUAUUCCUCUAUGGAUGUAUCUCCCUACCGAGCAGUACAGUGGUGAACGAGAUCUGUGAAGGCACUGACAUCAUCAUGUGUCCGCUGUGUGAUAAGAGAUGUCCGUACUGGACGUUAUCGGACAGUUGUUUCUACUCUAAGCUGACGUACCUGUUUGAUAAUGAAGCGACGGUCUUCUUUGCUUGUUUCAUGUCCCUCUGGGCCACCAUGUUCUGUGAAUUCUGGAAAAGAAGACAGAACACGAUUGACUAUGACUGGGACUUGUUUGGCUUUGAAGAACAGGAGGAGAACAUUCGUCCUGAGUUUGAGGCCAAGGCACCAGACCGAAGAGUCAGUCCCAUCACCAACCUCCCAGAGCCGUACAUGAAGUUCUACCGUCGCUUCCCACGCUUUAUGACGUCCAUCACUACAAUUGCGUUUAUGAUUCUGCUCGUCAUGGCAGCUGUCAUGACCGUCAUCAUCUACAGAAUCGUCGUCAAGGCAGCCAUCUUCUCAAUCGACCAGGAAUUCAUCUCAUCUUUCUCCUCCAUCAUCACCUCGGUAACGGCUUCCUGCAUCUCUCUCAUCCUCAUCAUGAUCCUUCAACUGUUGUACGAACGGAUUGCUGUGUGGCUAACCAACCUUGAAUUGCACCGAACGGAAACCGAGUACGAAGACAGUUUCACCUUCAAGAUGUAUCUCUUUGCAUUCGUCAACUACUACUCUACCAGUUUUUACAUUGCGUUCUUCAAGGGACGCCUACCCGGUACUCCAGCUGACUAUGGCCGUGUGUUUGGUAUCUGGCGUCAAGAAGAGUGUGAUCCAGCUGGAUGCAUGCAGGAACUAUUCAUCAACAUUGCCAUCACUAUGUGUGGAAAGCAGUUCUUCAAUAACUUCAUGGAAUUGGCUUUGCCUGUCGUCUUGAACUUCUGGCGCUCCCGUACUGGUCGCAAGGAAGAAAAGAGCGGCAAGGGACGCUACGAGCAGUGGGAGCAAGAUGCUGACUUGGCCGACCUUGGACCACGAGGGCUCUUCAAAGAAUACCUUGAGAUGGUUGUUCAGUUUGGUUUCUCAACCAUCUUCGUGGCUGCUUUCCCCCUUGCCCCUCUCUUCGCUCUUCUCAACAACCUUAUCGAGGUCCGUCUCGAUGCCUACAAAUUCAUCUCUCAGCUUCGACGACCCGUCGCCAAGCGGGCUCAAGAUAUCGGUGCUUGGUAUGCAAUCCUAGUUUCCAUUGGAAACCUGUCUGUCUUGACUAAUGCACUCGUCAUUGCUUUUACCUCUGAGUUCAUCCCCCGUCAAGUUUAUAAAUAUUACUAUGGUGGCAAAGAAAACAGUCUUGUUGGCUACAACAACUGGUCACUUUCCUAUUUCCAGACCAAGGAUUUCCAGGAAGAUUCGAAGCCUUCUGAUCCGUCUUACCCAAGGGUUGAACCAGAUGACCCGAACUAUGGUCUUAACGUCUCUAUGUGCAGAUACCGUGGCUACUACGAUGAGAAUUACGAGGUUACUUUGGACUACUGGCUUAUAAUCGCGAUCAAGCUGGCCUUCAUCUUGCUCUAUGAGCAUCUCGUCUUAUUCAUCAAGUUCUUUGUGGCCUACAUCAUUCCCGACAUGCCCGAUUUCGUCAAGAACCAGAUCAAGCGCGAGAACUACCUAGCCCAGCAGGCCUUGCGCACGGCCUUGGUAGAGAACCGGGGCAAGAGCAAGAAGAUGGUCCCGCCCGGCGGACCUGAAGACUCCUCCGGCGCUUCCGGCCCCGUCGAGCCCUAAACCGGCUUCCCGUCGCCACGACUACGCAUCAUCCAUCAGCGAUCUUCACUAUCAUCGCGUCUGCAUCCACUCAUUUCAAACCAGAGCAUAUCUUUCUAAAUCCGACUUGCCUCGUACACGACAGUGGCCUCUGUGGAGCUAUUCACUUCCUCAUAGAACAUAUUUCGUACUGUAUUUUAUAUAUAGCCCCCUCUAUAGACCAAAACUGUCAGUAGUGAUGGUUGUUCAUAUUUUUCUGUCAUAGCUGUUUUCUGUCAUUCUUGUAUAUAUCAAUACCUGACUUUGUAUUGUACCAUAUUCUGUAUCAUUUAAAAAAAGUGUUAAAGCUUUUACAUAUAUAUCAUUUACUUUUAUACUUUCCGUACCCUAUUUCUUUGAAUGCUGUGUCUCGAUUCAGAAUUAGAACAAGAAUCCAUGUUCAGUGUUAUUUCUGUUCUCAUUCUUCAUAAGAAAGUUUGAUUCUUGAAAUAUGCAUGUGACUUUCCUAACAGGGUUUCACCUUCUAAAUCUUGUUAUUAACAAGUGUUCUCGAAUUGACGUUUCUACAUUUAAUUGAUCAAAACAUGUGUUAUACUAGCAUUUCAUAAGAGGCUUGA
This is a messenger RNA of Lytechinus pictus (painted urchin), 3233 nucleotides long. Its product is annotated as anoctamin-4-like. Bases 1 to 2637 code for a protein of 878 amino acids. The transcript has 27 exons. Lineage: Eukaryota; Metazoa; Echinodermata; Echinoidea; Temnopleuroida; Toxopneustidae. Gene Ontology annotation, molecular function: chloride channel activity; protein dimerization activity. The record is from RefSeq and is a predicted model, not a curated record. Gene Ontology annotation, biological process: chloride transmembrane transport. Gene Ontology annotation, cellular component: plasma membrane.